AGGCCUCGACGCACAACAAUAACAAAAGGAGCAGUCGGGGAGAAAGAAGAAACAACAGCCGAUGUUAAUGUCCUAACGUUACCCUUUUUGUACUUUAUUUCUUCUGCGAAGAAAACGUCGAGUUUUUCAUUUUUUGAAAAAGACAUACAUCUACCUCGCGUUCGAGGUAUUUUUUGUUUUUGUUUGUUUUUUUACGUCGUCGGCUGAGCUGCAGGUCUCCUGGUCGUUCUCUCUCCCCGAAUUCGCGCCGCAGUCUAACCAUGUGCAGCCCCCUGACUCUCCGAUGAGCCGCGACCACACGCCCUUGAUGCACUUUAGCGCCCCGCCAGAACGCCUGCCCGCCCGCAGCUGAUGACCGAAGUGCCUCGCCACCCCUCCACGAGUCACGCCCGUGCCCCAGCAGGAUGUUCCAGAGGUUCGCCAACGCCCUGUUCGGUGACGACGCCUCCGCGACACCGGAGCCGAGCCGACGCCACCGCCACGACGGGGAGGAAGAUGAGGAAGACUGGAUCCUAGUCAAUUUCUUGGCUGACAGCUGCUCCGGUCAGCGCGUCGACGGCCUCUCCGGCUCCGUCGUCGGCCGGGGGGCCGACGAGGACGAGGAAGACGAUGAGGACCUGGUGAUGAUCCCGUCCCCCAUGGCCAGCCCCCCAGUCCGCUACGCUUCCUGCACUUCCCUCAACUCCACGGCCGACACAGACCCGGAUGGGUGCGCCGAAGACGACGAGGGGGAGGAAGAGGAGGCGGGCGACUUCCUGCAUCUGGACGCCUCAUCUCUGGAGGAGAGCUGGUUCGUCACCCCACCGCCGUGUUUCACCGGCCGCGGGGUCCAAUCCGUCCUGGUGGAGACCAGUCCUCUGGAGAACCUGCUGAUAGAACAUCCCAGCAUGUCGGUCUACGCCCACCACAGCCCCCCCAGGCUCAACCCUAACCCCUUGCAGCGCUCCCUGGACCUGGAACUGGCCGCUGCCCCCAAGGAGAAAGGCAGGCGCUCUCUAGACGGCGUACGUCACAGGCCAGACGUGUCGUCAGUGCAGCGCCGCGCGGGCCUUCACCAGUCGGCGUGCUACGCGGCGGCGCUGUCUGCCCGCGCCGGCCUCCUGCCUCAGCGCCCGGGCCUCGCCGGCCAGCCGCUGUUAUCGCGCAACGCGCUGCGCCGCCUCAACCUGCUGCACCCGCCCAAGUCGGGCGCUACACACCUGCACCAGCCCAGCCAGCGCCACCUUAACUUCUGAGGGCCCCGCCAUCGCCUUGGCGUCACACAGCAAGAACCAGCAGCACGCCCCCGGCCGCCAUUUCAACACCCAAAACGUCUGAUUGGGUAAAUAAGCAACGUAGGAGGCCAUUUUGUGUGUCCUCUCCUUCAUUGACUCUUCUUCCUAACAUGUCGACUCAGCGCUGUAGGUCACUUUACUCAGAGACAGGCUCACUUUGCCCCGGCGCGCCGUGAGGACAUCAUCACUCGGCAACCAAUUAGAUGACUUGAAAACCCCUCGUCACAUUUGAGCAACCGGGAGGCGGUGUUCGAGUUACUGUAUGUUUGGGGGGGGUCUUUUAAUCACUGUCAAUAUAGCAUUUUGACUUUUUCCAUUUAAUUCUCUCAUGUAAAAUGUACUACUGUUCCCCAUGCCAUUCGCAAAUUCACCUUAUUUUCAGUUUUCAUGCUCAAGCCAAAGCCCUGUCUAAUAUAAAAGUAUUGCUUGGGCACCAUCUUGUGGCAUCUUGGUGCCAAUGAACUGUGUUACAGCAAGUUAAGUUUCAUGCUGUGCUUUAGCACCAUCUUGUGGCAUUUUAGGGCCAGGGAACUAUGUUGAGUGAGUUUCGGAGCUUCAUGUAAUGCGCUGUAUUCCCAGUAUUGAAACUUCCAAAGUUGUUAACCUGCUGCGAUUAGCAAAAUUCUGCAAUAGACGCCCCCACCUAAAAAUUGCUAAUUGCUUAUAGAGGCUAUAAGAUGGUGGCAGAGCAUUACUUUUCUAUUAGACAUUGCUUUGGCCUAAACACAAAAAUUCAAUAGGUGUAAAUUGGGUCACCUGAAAAACAUAGUUGCCGGAACACUGCAUUUCUGCUAAUGAAAGUUGUUAGGAUGUAGCUAAAAAAAAAAAAAAAGAAGCAUUUUUUUUUCAAAUUUGUGAUUUGGGCUAAUGAGACUCUUUAAGAAGUUAGUGCGGCUAAAAAGAAAACUGGACAGAGCCACUGCCAUCCUGAAAAAUGGCAAACUUGUCCACCUGUCCCUCUCAGACAGCCACUGCGGCUUUACGCAUUCCGAUGAUUAGAUAUGUGGCGACGUCAGCGUGACAGAAACCGUUGCUUUCCACACAAAUGGGGCAUGGCCAGCGAGUCUCUCACACAGGUUAAAAAAAAAAGAUGGCCAGCGCACUUUGCUGUACUUCAUCUGCCGUAAGAUUACAGUUGUAACCUUUUAAAUGCUUUCGUGUUAUGUGGGGUCUUUUAGUUUUAUUUUUUUAUGUUUUGCGUACAAGGCUUUAAUUCUAACUCGAACCCUGCUUGAAGGUGUUACGUAUCCUCACAACCUUAACUCAAAUCAGUGUCAAUAAAUAACUGAUUGUUCUUAUUGUAAAGGAAUAUUCACUCCAGCGGAUCGAGAGGGGAUCAUUUGAGGUGUAAAAAAUGUGGUCCUGCCUCUGAUAUUUUGUCAUUUUCACAUUUUCUUCAACAUAAAAAGUGGAGGUAAAAAAAAAUAAAUGGGUUAGAUGUCACUAAACAUGCCUUGUUUAACAGUAGCUUUACGAUGAAUAGAAAUGUAAGAGAAAAAAAAUGUAUUUAAAAAAAAAAAAAGUCCAAAAUAUUUUUUUGAAAAGUGAAAAACAGAUUACAUAUCAGUAUGAUGACAUUAGUGCGUGUGUUUGCAUCAGUCGUGGUGGUAGAUUUGUUAGUCGGGCAGCGGGGAGAAUUAAAAAGAAAAAGAAAAGAAAAUGGAAAGAAACAUUUUAUUUUUCUGAUGUUUUUUUGUUCUGAAAUGAAUCUGCAGUCCCACUUCUCAGGGUCACAACCAAUCACUUUUUACACGGAAAAUGCAGAUUUACUUUAUGGCUGAUGAAUUCUUUUUUAAUUAUUAUUAUUUUUUUGUGAUACAUUUUGUGUUGGUCCCUGGACUGUUGAUUAAGACUAGUUUUCUUAUCGUUAUAUUAUCAUAGUUAGGCUCUUGGUAUAACUAAACCAAAAAAAAAGGUAGCGGUGGUCUUUAAUCUUUUAGUAUGAUAUUAAGCUGAUGUUUGUAAAAGUUUUGUUGUUGGGCUUGGCGCUCUUAACAAGAUGAUGAAAAAUCGACAUUUUGAGUAAUGGUCAAAAUUGCCCGGUUUGUUCAUGGAGUAAACUGUGUGUCAAUUAUUUUAUUUUAUUAUGAUUUUUUUUUUAAACUUGUAAUUUUAGACGAUAUCAUGGAUUUGGGCAGAAAUUGACUUCCUUACCAUAUGGAGUGUAUACUAACUAUAUCCUGCCUGUAUGUACUCAUGUUGUAUUUAUGAUUAUUUCCCUAAAAUUAACAGUUAAGGGCACAUUGGUUGACAAAGAAAUAACAAAUCAGGACUUCUGUGUCAUUUUAAAGCGCCGACAAAGGAAUCCCGAUGAACUUUCUCUGGUGCAUUUGGAAGUUUUUCAUCAUUUCUUGAAUGUCUUGCUAAUGCUCAGCAAUCUUUUUUGUUUGUUUGUUUUGUCAUUUCUGUGACAGAAGGGAUUGCAGGUUAUUGUUUCGAUCAUUCUGUCGUCAUGUAAACUAACAGGGAUUUGUUGUAUUUCUUCUUUUUUUUUUUUUUUUUUAAAUGUUCAAUGCCUUGAAAAAUUGUGCAUCAUCACGUGCCUUCCGGGUUGAGAUGUUCUUAGGACAAUGCAUCGAUGAAGAACUUGGACUUUUUUUUCCUGUCUUUGUUUUGGAACAUUCUACAAGAAAACAAAUGACCCGAACGGAUGUCAACUAUGCACCACACUCUUUUUCGCCCUUUUUCUAAAGACUCAAAAGCAAGCAGACAGAAUCAUGUAGCAAAACCUCCAGUUGUUUGUUUUAUUCAUAAGUGUGAAAAAUAAUAUGUGGCAUUUUUACUUGUAUUUUUUUUUUUCCACCGAGUGUUACACGUUUUUGUUUUCUUGUGUAGUUUACUGGAAUAAUACCGCACUUUGCCAAAAGAAAAAAAAACAUGAAACAUAAAAAUGGUGUAAGAUUUGUAGGGUUAAGUUUUUUUUUUUUUUAAUCUACAUAUCUCUUAUGUAUUUUGUAUAUGUACGACUGUUCAAUUCACUUUGCUUGGAAAUCUGUUGUGUGGGGGGGGUCGUUCGUCUUUUUUCAAACUGUAGUAGUUCAUACGUGUGAUCUCUUACUAGUCGCAAAAUAAAUGUUUUC
Phycodurus eques (leafy seadragon) is the source of this 4354-nucleotide messenger RNA. RefSeq names its product tumor protein p53 inducible nuclear protein 1 (gene tp53inp1). Gene Ontology annotation, cellular component: nucleus; autophagosome. Gene Ontology annotation, biological process: positive regulation of DNA-templated transcription; autophagosome assembly. The record is from RefSeq and is a predicted model, not a curated record. Lineage: Eukaryota; Metazoa; Chordata; Actinopteri; Syngnathiformes; Syngnathidae.